UAUUUUUCUUUUAUUAAAUAGGUAGCUACUUAAAUGUUUAUAUACGAAAGGGUGACAUUUUACAUGUUGCACUGUGCCCGCGAUGUUAUCUGUAAAGUUGUAGUUAGCUAGGAUACUUCCAUUCUUGGGUCCUAGCCUCACGCUACAUACCUCUAGCCAAUAAUGUACCAAUUUAAGGUGUGAUGUUGCUUUGGCAUGCAUGAUCUCCACAUCUCUUCCCGAGGGUGUCAAGCCAGACUGUAAACCUCACAGUGCCAUGGCUGAGGUGUUGGGACAAAGGAGCUUGUUGGGCUUUGGUGUGGUGUUGGCAUGGCUGCUGCUGUUCCACCUUCUGGUCAACAUCUGGCUGCUGUGCGUGUUCACCAGUCUGUUGGUAGUGCUCGGUGGCUGGCUUGGCUCGCAGGCCGUCCUGGAGUCCAAUAGUGUGGUUCACCUGGAGAGGUUUAUCACCCUGCAGCAGGUUCCACCAUCUGUGGAGGAUGAGGAUCACUUGGACCAGGAGAUCUACAACACAGUGAAGAAAAUCAUCAGGGACUUUGUCACCUCCUGGUACUCCACUGUGUCCUCAGAGAGUGCUUUUGAAACAGAGGUUCAAGAUGCCAUGAUCUCUAUGGCCAUGGAGCUAAAAAUACGUGCAAGACAGCUCAACAGGAAGGAGCUGACCCAGAGGAUCCUGAAUCUGUUUGGCUGCCACCUGCAGGACUAUAUCAGUGCCAAGGAGCUGGUGACCGAGCAGCAAACUCCUCGGACCACAAAGUGGAGCAGUGAGAGUGAGCAGUUGUGGAAAGCGUAUUCCAGGGUUACCACGCCUCAUCUUGCCAUGACCAGUGACACCGUGGAAGUCAACUACACCAGAGCAGUCGUAGAUUUGUUGCUGCAUGUUUUGGUGCCGUCGCCGCACCUGGAGAGCCGCACCGGACGAUUUGUUGUCGGAGAGCUCAUCACCUGCAACGUAAUGCUCCCUCUUAUUGCUAAACUGUCUGACCCUGACUGGUUAAACAUUCUCGUGAUCGAAAUAUUCGCUAAGUCCAGCAAACCAAAGGAGCCAAUUACAUCUGAGCCACUGGCUUCAUCACCACCACUAACGCCACCACCACCGCCGCCACCACCUGCUGAGUCAGAGCUUGCUUCACUACAAGAGACAACACAUGUACCUCAAAAGAAUAAUGAAGUCCCUCCGCUAAGAGCCGUGACCAAAAUGGUCCUUGACACAGAAACGGCCUCGCCUGAGCUUGCCACGUAUGAUGUGAUUGACUCAGAAGAGGUGGACUGUCCACAGAACAACACCGAAGAAGAGGAACCUACUCGGUCCUUUUUGAGGCAUUUCAUGAGAGAGACCAAGACAAACCCAUUUUACCAGGAAAGUGACUCCGACCUGGAUUCUCCCUUGGCGGACUAUAAACAAAGUUCCAUUGAUUCCCUGGUCAUGAUAGGCCAAGGGGAGGGCCUGUAUGACAAACGGAAGGAAUGUGCCACAUCUGUUGACAGCAGCAAUAAUGGUGUGGACCUGGAGGACGUUUUCCCCAGUCCGGUGGAUGGCUCCUGCCCUAAAGUCCUGGUGAAUUCCGAACCAGUAGGGCCUAAUGGCUGCGACCUCACAUCCGUUAGGACAGCAGAGGGGACUCCAAGUAACAUUAGCUUCCAGGACCUGGAGAGGGAUGGCAGUUCCCCUUUAGUAAAUCCAGCCAGAGAGCUCCUUCUGGGAGUAGACCAGGGAAACCCUAAUGAGCUGAUCGUAGGCAGUCCGUUGCAGGGGUCUUCCCCUAUAGCGUCGUUCAGUUUUGAGCCCCUCAGCAGCCCUGAUGGACCAGUCAUCAUCCAGAACCUCCGCAUCAGUGGUACCAUCACAGCUAAGGAACACCGCGGCACCGGCUCACACCCCUACACUCUUUACACUAUCAAAUAUGAGACAGCAAUGGGCUGUGAGAACCCAGAAAGCAUUCAGCCAGGAUCUGAGGAUGCUGAAGUUGUACCGUCAGGUUGUGAGAAUCCAUCAGCCGUUCAGCCGGUAGCCUAUCACAUGGUCAACAGACGAUACAGCGAGUUCCUCAACCUGCAAACACGGCUGGAAGAAAAAACUGAACUACGGAAACUCAUUAAAGGUGUGAAAGGUCCAAAGAAAAUAUUUCCUGACAUGCCGUUUGGAAACAUGGACAGUGACAGGAUAGAGGCCAGGAAAGGACUUUUGGAGACCUUUCUAAAGCAACUCUGUUCGAUCCCUGAAAUAGCCAACAGUGAAGAGAUGCAGGAGUUUCUGGCUCUCAAUACAGACGCCAGGAUUGCCUUUGUCAAGAAACCUUUCAUUGUGUCACGAAUAGACAAGAUUGUUGUGAAUGCCAUCGUGGACACCCUAAAGACAGCGUUUCCUCGCUCCGAACCUCCGAGCCCAACAGAGGAUAAUGAGGCAGAGAUAGAUGGAGGGAAAAUAGGUGCUGACAAGAAGAGCAAGUCUCGUCUGAAGUUCUCCAAUAAAAACAUCCCCUUUAUGAACGGCUCAGACAUCAGACCAAAGGUUUUGUUCAGUUGGGAGCAAACUAACACCGUGUUCAACGGGAUGUCUUUGGGAGAUUUGCAAGGCUUUAUCACUAAACAAGAAAAACUGGCCAUCAGAGUCGAGUCAGAGAGGGAGGACAGUCCAGUAAUAAGAGAAUUUGGAGGCUAUCUGGAUGACAGCUUGAGAGGAAAGCACAGUCAGGAACCUGCAUCUGAGAUGGCACUGGCUGAGGUGGCUCUCAACAUCCUGUGUCUGCUGAUGAAGGAGCAGUGGAGCUGGCUGUGCACUGAAAACAUUCAGAGGACCGUCAGGCUGCUGUUUGGGACCCUUAUUAACAGAUGGCUGGAUGUGAGCGUAGCCAACCUGACAUGCCCUGCAUACUGGGUGGUGUACCUGCAGGUCAUCCAGGAGUCUGUGUGGCCAGGAGGAGCUCUGCCUACGGCCCCUCAACUUGAACGCAGCCAGCAGCAGAAGGACAGUACCAGGCAACAAGCCUUACACUGUCUGAUGAGACUCCUACCAGAUUUGAUUUCAGACAUGUUGGGCUCAGAGAAGUACAAACUCAGCUGGCAGACUGCACUGGACUCCCUUCAAGACCCCAACAUUAACAGACAUCUGGUCUACUGCAUAUUUGAUCUUCUGCUGGAGUUCCUGGUUCCUGAAAUACCUGAGGAAGAUUUUCAGAGGAGCUUGUUACGUACCCUCUCCAAGAACCCAGAAAAGCUGCUGGCAUGAGAAGAAACCCCAGAGCAACCCCUGCAACCCCAGUUUUAGCACUGCGACAGCGAGGCCGCUCCUGUUCUACUAAUGUUCUGCGAUGAGAGUGUAAGUGAAGGUUUCAUGCAAGACUGAAUAUUCUCUGUCCCCACUUUAAAUUCCUGAGUUACCUCAAGCCGGUCUUUAAUUACGUGUUGAUGUGUUGACAUAUGAGGCUGCUUGAACACGGCGUCCUGUAUAUACACACACACACUAUUUAACACAAACUACAUUUGAAGCAGCUUUGAUUACAUGAGAGAACCUGGUUUGUGUUUGGUCUGAGAACGUGUCUGACGUGCUGGUCAGAUCUAAACAUGUGGCAAAGCCUUCUCCGAUCUCCACAUCAGGCCUCUUCCUGCUUGCUAAACUCUCCGGCUUUGACUAAACUCACUUCAGAUGGUCUUCGCACUCUGCCCUCAUCCCCUCUCGCCGUUUCUGGGUAGAAACACCUGUUGUUCUAAUCUGGAGAAGCAGGAUUUGCCCUUUCCUUCAACUUAAAUCUCAAAAUGCCUUAUUGGGAUUUAGCAUCACUGUUUCUAUUCUCUGUUGACCCAUUCUUUAACAUCCCACUGGCUUUGUAUCAAGCCACACAUGCGAUUCUGACAUAAUGUGAGCUAUACAUCCUAAAUCUGAGCCUUCCCGAGGGAUCACAUGUAUCUGGCAGUGAUUUUUAACCUGCAAAUGGUCCAGGUGUAGAAAAAAUACAUGCUGUAGUGUGGUGAAGAGUUGGCCAUAACAUAUUUUACUGGCUUUACAGAUGCGUCACAGUUCCUUUAAAAGGCCCCUGUGAGAAUUAUCUGUGCAGUUAAUGUCUAAAUCAUAUAAGAACUGGGAUCCACAAAAACAGGUAUAUGAAGGAUUGACCUAUGGUGUUGGUCUAGGUCCAUUCAAUAACGUAAACAUUGAACUGCUGGAGUCUCACUUACUUUUAGUGGUAUCUGUCUAUGCUAUCCAGUCUCUGUAAAUGUCUGCCUCCACCCCCAAAACAAUAUUGUUUAAUUUGUGGUGAUCACAGCAUUCCAGAAUUAAGUUAAAGAAAUUCUCCUCUGGAAAAUCCACAGACCUCACUGUGGACAAUCUUCACUAGAACUACUUUUGCUGAGGAAAAUGUCCCUAUGAAAACUGUUGGCUGUGCACUGUGUGGAUCAACACAGUAGAUUAAUACAGUAGAAAAAGCGACACGUGAUACUAAUAACAUUAUCAAUGGCUCCGUUCUAUUCAAGUAUCCCAGUAAGUCAUGACAGUGUGACAGCUUAUGGGCCAGUACAGGUUUCCCCCCAGUAAAUUGGUUAGAGGAGAUUGAUGCAAACAACAUGGAGCUACUGUCAUGCAAACUUUAAACCAACUUGAACCCGGCACUAUUUAGUAAAACCAGCUGGUCACUGUCAAAAUUCCUUUCAGCCUUUUUGUCUGAUUGGCAGUGCCACGUUUCGUUUUUCCUCUCACAUUUUUCUUCUCCACCUGAAAAGUCACAUAUUGAGAUAUUUGCCUUAACUUUUCCCAACGUGUAAAAGGAUGGUUUCCUUUUUUUCCCCGUCAUUACAAAAUGUUUUAAUGAAUUACCCCAAAAGUGAACGUGCCACCUGAUGAGCUGAUUUAGAUUCUGAUGUGUAUAAAUGUAAUACAUUAUCCCGGGCCUCCACCUUUGCUGCCUGAGGAUCAUGUAGUCAAUAGCUGUGGUCGUUCAUCCUCUACUCACCAUAGAAACCAUGUGAAGAGAGUUUUAGGGGUGUCACCACACAGUCUACAGUCAUUUUAAACAUAUGGUUUAAGGUUUUUGCACUUUUGGAGAUCUGCCUUGGCAUCUUACUGCCUUCAUGGUCUAACGCAACAAUCAGCGCUUAUUUCCCUGUUGGAAAAAGACAACGAACAGAAAUAUUUUGUAGCGAACUGAAAAUAUCCAAAGUAUGAAUCCAAAGUAUGUCACAACACAGAUGAGCCUUCAUAUCUCCAUCACAGUGUAGCCCUAACGUCUCAACACAGACGGUCUUAAAAUACUGCUUAGUUAAGCUUCAGUUGCAGCUGGCCAGAAUGGCGAUGUCAUCCAGAGUGAAUCAGAGUUCCAAAAUGUUACAGCAUGACUUUAAUUUGGCAAAGUUGUUAUGUGAAUUGUAAUACUGCAUAAUUUUGUAUUAGUAUGGCGUCCAGAUAUGCAGUAUUUUCUCAUUUAAAAAGCAUCAAAUGUCAAAAUAUGUCGCAAUCUGCAUAUUCAGUUAAAUUGUGGGAGUCUGACAUCAAGUUUGAAAAAUUUUACAUUUCAUCUAAAGUAAAAAAAUAAAUUAAUGUUCUGUCAUUCCAGUGUUUUGCACUUAUAUCCUGGUUUAAUGUUCUCAUCAUUGUCUUAACGUCCCUUUUUCCCUUUUCAUUGUGUAAACUUGUGAUUCAGCCUAUUUAUUAACCUAUUUAUUUGCUUGAUUUACUAAUUUAUGAUUUUUUUCAAGAUGCCCGUGGUGACAAAGAGUAGCAUCCUCGCUUACUAAGUGCUUUUAAUUGGAUUUUGCCUUACAAGGUGACUUGAUGAAGUUUGGUGUGCCUGUGCUGCAGUAAUGCAGCUGCAGCGCAGCCACUGACCCUGCCUUAGUAGAACAUAAGCACCCAGUUCCAGCUCUCUGUAGUGAAAUUGUUUAGUUACUGUGUCAAAUUGUGCUGAAUGUUAAAGCUGUUACAGUUAUUUGUUAAGAGAUUUUCUUUGGCUGAUGUAGGAAUCACGUUUGUUGCCAUGUGAAACAGACGAUUUACACCGUACAUGUUCUCUUAUCUACUGUGGAUUGCCACCUUGACAUAAAAUAUUUGCUCAGUAUAUCAUUAUAACGUCAACAGAACAUUUUGCUUUAGCGUUUAUGUUGUAAGAAGAUAUUUUUCAUGUUAUGUUUUUCUUUUCUUUUUAUGUCAAAAAAACUAAAAAAAAUCAGUGUAUCAUUCAAAGAAGUGUUCAAGAUAUGUUUCUUGUUAUAAGUGGUGUAUCUAUGGAGAAAAAUUUAAGUGUAUAUACAGUACAGGCCAAAAGUUUGGACACACCUUCUCAUUCAAUGCGUUA
This is a messenger RNA of Perca flavescens (yellow perch), 6287 nucleotides long. RefSeq names its product sorting nexin 19b (gene snx19b). The transcript is spliced from 14 exons. Gene Ontology annotation, molecular function: phosphatidylinositol binding. NCBI's taxonomy places the organism in Eukaryota, Metazoa, Chordata, Actinopteri, Perciformes, Percidae. The record is from RefSeq and is a predicted model, not a curated record. Gene Ontology annotation, cellular component: intracellular membrane-bounded organelle. The coding region runs from base 200 to 3229 and encodes 1009 amino acids.